AUGCUACGAUGUGGCCGGUUCAUUUGGCAGCCUCUUAGGUCUAGCCUUCAGCCGUUUCUACAACGCACUUUACAUACUGAAUCCGGCUUGUCUCCGGUCCUCUUGACCCGGGCACGAUUACUUGCAGCCGAGCAUGCAAAGCUCUCCGACCGAUUGGCGGACUCCUUUGAUGCUCUGGUCGCCAAACGGGCUGGGGAAUUGGCGCCGGUGACGUUCAUAUUGAACGAAUGGGACAAUGCGAAUGAGUCUAUACUGGAACUAAAAUCACUCCUCGAAGACUCCGAAACCGAUGCAGAACUCCGAUCUCUUGCCACAGAAGAUUUAGACUCCAGUCGCGAAGCUCUACCCUCCUUAUCGGACCGGUUGAAAAAGUCCUUGAUCCCCCGACAUCCUUUUGCAGACCUCCCAUGUCUGGUUGAGAUUCGCCCUGGUGCGGGUGGAGAUGAGGCCGGUUUGUUUGCGUAUGAAAUGAUGCGCAUGUAUAUGGCAUUUUGCUCUCGAAGAGGUCUUCGACCUGCGAUUCUCAAACAAGAUGUGGAAGAUGGCCCGUCCGAGGACCGACUGAGCGAGGCAGUGAUUGAGGUGGAAGCAGACGGCGCAUACGAUCUGAUGCGAACUGAAUCAGGAGUUCACCGCGUCCAGAGAGUCCCGGCCACGGAAACAAAGGGCCGCACCCACACGAGUGCCGUGAGCGUGAUGGUCUUACCGAGCUUCCCAGAAAGCGGGAGUGCCAUGGAUCACGCUUUGAACUUUGAAGACCCAACAAGUGACUAUUUUAUUGACCCGCAAGAGGUGCGGGUAGAAAAGAUGAGGGCCGGAGGAGCUGGCGGACAGCAUGUCAACAAGACCGAGUCUGCCAUUCGAUUGACUCAUGUACCGACUAACACAGUGGUUUCCAUGCAAGACGAACGAUCCCAGCAGGCAAAUCGUCGCAAAGCCUGGCAAGUGCUGCGGGCAAAAAUUGCGGAAGCCCGCCAGGAAGCCCGCGAACAGGAACUUGUUCAACUACGGCGCGGAGCCAUGGGUGGUGUUGCUAGAAUGGGACGAGGGGACAAGAUCCGAACAUAUAAUUUUGGCCAGAGCCGCUGCACAGACCAUAGAAGUGGCGUCACUCUUCACAAUUUGGAUGAUGUUCUCGAGGGUGGUGAUGGCCUGGAAACGGUCAUGGAAAGCGUUCGCACUUGGAUGGCUGACCGUGAGGUCGAAGCUAUGGUGGCUGAGGACCUGGCCAAAGAAGAAGAGAAAAAGAAGCAACUGAAGAAAUAA
Penicillium argentinense is the source of this 1266-nucleotide messenger RNA. RefSeq names its product putative mitochondrial translation release factor (RF-1). The record is from RefSeq and is a predicted model, not a curated record. Gene Ontology annotation, biological process: translational termination. The transcript is spliced from 3 exons. Gene Ontology annotation, molecular function: translation release factor activity. Bases 1 to 1266 code for a protein of 421 amino acids. Lineage: Eukaryota; Fungi; Ascomycota; Eurotiomycetes; Eurotiales; Aspergillaceae.